AUGGAUUAUAGUUCGAAUGAUCACUCUGACUCUGAAGGAGAAUUGCCUCAGCAUCCACCAAGGUCUAAACGGAAAAGUAUGGCUGGAGGAGUAAAAUCUUCGAAGCCACCCGGGGCUCCGAAGAAGAAUCAGGAAAUUGAGUCUGAAGGGAAUGAAGAAGAAAUCCCAUAUGCUAACAGUCAUUCCAAGGAUGAUUUGGUCACUGACGCCCUCACCAUCUUCUCUGAUGGAAAUCUCAAAAAGGGUGGUCAUGGCAGAGAGAAAAAUACGACAACUGAGAUAUAUGAAAAUCUUUGCAAGAAGUACCAGAUUAUGUUUGCCUUCACACCACCAUGGAACGGCUGCAUUGCUGAAAACUGCAUUGGCCCGAAUGAUGAAAAAGUCAGGCCGCCACCGCCUGCGAAUGCUCACCCGGAUUCCCUCAAAACCAUCGUUGAUUUUCCCAAGGAAGUAGUCAAGAGGAUGAAGGCCAAAGCAAAGCGCGAGGCUAGGGAGGCCAAGAAAAAGCAAGUUCAAGCACAAAACGUUGAGCUGACCCAACAGGACAUGAAGAAGAAGGAGCUUGCAUCCGCUUCCAAAGGAAAAAUGGGUGAUGAAAUUCCCAUGUAUGACCAGGCUACAAUUCUUGACAAGCCAGCACAGAGUCCUUCUCAAGUGAAGGAAAAUCUCCAAGAAGCUCAAGAAAGUAGUAAAGGACAAAAAGUCUCUCAAGAAAAUGAGAAAAAGGCCAAAACUGACUAUGAAAGAAAAUGCCUAAACAAAGAAAUUGUUGAUCUCGCCAAGGCCCUCAGUGAAAUUCGGAACGAGAAAGUUGAAUGGCACUCCAAGAUGCAUCUAGAUGUAGCUCAGUUGUGUGAUAGGAAGAAUGAGCAAAUUGAUCGCAAGGUUGAUCUUGCUCGCAGAAGAGUGCAGGAAGAAAGAUGUCAAAGGGCACUAGCAAGAGCUGCUAAACCACAAGGAAAGAAAGAUCACCAUCUUCAAAAUGUGGUUGUUGAUGAUGUUCCAAUCAACACAAGUGCACCCUUGCAGCAGGUUCCACCUUCUCCACCUCGUGUGGAAGAAUUAGUGCAGCAAGUAGCCACUGAUGAGGUCAUCAUUCCCAUGCCUACAGAAGAGCAACAAGAUGUUGUUGACGUUUUUUCUCGAAAAAUCAGAUGA
Molecule: messenger RNA, 1158 nt
Organism: Aegilops tauschii subsp. strangulata
Lineage: Eukaryota; Viridiplantae; Streptophyta; Magnoliopsida; Poales; Poaceae
Source: RefSeq, a predicted model, not a curated record